Messenger RNA from Euleptes europaea (tarantolino), 2736 nucleotides. It is a transcript of the gene SLC9A3, whose product is annotated as solute carrier family 9 member A3. Gene Ontology annotation, cellular component: brush border membrane; apical plasma membrane. The record is from RefSeq and is a predicted model, not a curated record. The transcript has 17 exons. NCBI's taxonomy places the organism in Eukaryota, Metazoa, Chordata, Lepidosauria, Squamata, Sphaerodactylidae. Gene Ontology annotation, biological process: regulation of pH; sodium ion transport; proton transmembrane transport. Gene Ontology annotation, molecular function: sodium:proton antiporter activity. Bases 1 to 2736 code for a protein of 911 amino acids.
AUGGCCCCGGCCGGCGCCGCGCCGCGCCGCGCCCGCCCCGGGCUGCAGGCCGGCCCCCCGGGCACGGGACGGGACGGGACGGGACGGCUCUGCCGACCAAGCCCCGCCCCGGCCAGCCCCGGACCGCCCGCCGGGGGCCCAAAGCAUAAAGGCGGCGGCGACCCGGGCCCGGCCGACCCCUGCCGGCGGCGCGCAGACGGGCAGACGGGGCCUCGAGGGCAGCCGCCGGCGCCCCACCCUCCGACGGCGCCCCGCAGCCCGGCCCGGCCCGGCCAGCCCGCGGCGGGCGAGCGAGGGAGCCGGACUGCCUGCCUGCCCGCCCGCCGGCCAAGCCAGGAGGGCUGGGAGCCGGGCGGCCAGGGCAACGAGAGCGCCGCCUUCCAGAUCGUCACCUUCAAAUGGCACCACGUCCAGGACCCCUACAUCAUCGCCCUCUGGAUCCUGGUGGCCAGCCUCGCCAAGAUCUUUUUCCACCUGUCCCACAAAGUCACCAGUGUGGUUCCAGAGAGCGCUCUUCUCAUCUUCCUUGGCAUCUGCUUGGGCGGCAUCGUGUACGGAGCUGACCACAUUGCUUCCUUCAGCCUGACACCAACUAUUUUUUUCUUCUACCUGCUGCCCCCCAUCGUCUUAGAUGCCGGAUACUUCAUGCCAAACCGACUGUUCUUUGGCAACCUGGGCACAAUUCUUCUGUACGCUGUGAUUGGGACCAUCUGGAACGCUGCUACAACAGGCCUGUCGCUUUAUGGGGUCUACCUCAGUGGAAUAAUGGGUCAUCUUAACAGCGGACUGCUGGACUUCCUCUUGUUUGGCAGCCUGAUUGCCGCAGUGGAUCCUGUCGCUGUGCUAGCCGUAUUUGAGGAAGUCCAUGUCAACGAUGUCCUCUUCAUCAUUGUUUUUGGAGAAUCGCUGCUCAACGAUGCUGUGACUGUGGUGCUCUACAACGUCUUUGAUUCCUUCGUUGCCAUCGGAGCUGAUAAUGUGACUGGUUUGGACUGUUUCAAAGGCAUAGUGUCUUUCUUCGUGGUGAGUUUGGGAGGUACCUUAAUCGGCGUGGUCUUUGCAUUCCUACUCUCAUUCGUCACUCGUUUCACAAAGCACGUCAGAAUAAUCGAGCCGGGAUUUGUGUUUGUCAUCUCUUACCUCUCUUACCUGACAGCGGAGUUGCUUUCUCUUUCUGCCAUCCUUGCUAUAACUUUCUGUGGUAUCUGCUGUCAGAAAUAUGUCAAGGCGAAUAUUUGUGAGCAGUCCACCACAACUGUGAGAUAUACCAUGAAGAUGCUGGCUAGUGGCGCAGAGACAAUUAUUUUCAUGUUCCUGGGAAUUUCAGCUGUGGAUCCUCGAAUCUGGACUUGGAACACGGCUUUCAUACUCUUGACGUUGGUCUUCAUCUCUGUCUACAGGGCCAUUGGUGUCGUUCUACAAACCUGGAUCCUGAACUAUUUCCGCAUGGUCCCACUGGGAAUCAUCGACCAAGUGGUGAUGUCAUAUGGCGGCCUCCGUGGAGCCGUGGCUUUUGCUUUAGUGGUGCUUUUGGAUGAAAAAAAAGUGAAAGAUAAAAACCUGUUUGUCAGCACAACCAUCAUUGUUGUGUUUUUUACAGUUAUAUUUCAGGGUUUGACAAUCAAGCCUUUGGUGCAGUGGCUGAAGGUGAAGAGGAGCGAGCACAGAGAGCCCAAACUGAAUGAGAAACUCCAUGGCAGGGCCUUUGACCACAUUCUUUCAGCUAUUGAAGAUAUAUCUGGCCAAAUAGGACAUCAUUACCUGAGAGACAAAUGGACCAACAUCGACAGGAAAUACCUCAGCAGAAUACUGAUGAGACAGUCCGCUCAGAAAACAAGAGAUCAGAUUCUCAAAGUUUUCCGCGAGCUCAACUUGAAAGAUGCCAUUAGCUAUGUGGCUGAGGGAGAACGAAGAGGUUCGCUGGCGUUCAUCCGCUCUCCAAGCAUCGACAACACAGCCAAUGUGGAUUUCAGCAUUAUCAAUCAAAUGAAUGGAGAGCCCUCUGUCUCCCAGUUACUGAGAGAGAGUGCCAGUUCUGUCUGUCUUGAUAUGCAGGCGCUAGAGCAGAGGAGGAAAAGCAUCCGCGACACAGAGGAUAUGUUCACUCACCACACUCUGCAGCAGUAUCUGUAUAAACCCAGGCAGGAGCAUAAACAUCUGUACAGUCGCCAUGCAAUACCUCCCAAUGAAGAAGACAAGCAGAACAAGGAGAUUUUCCAGAGGACAAUGAGGAAACGCCUGGAAUCAUUCAAGAGCACCAAAGUAGGCGUCAACCACACCAAGAAGAACAAGAUUCACAAGAGAGACCGAACCCAGAAAAGAAAAAACAGUAAUGUCAUACCAAAUGGAAAUCUGUAUACAGAAGCCAUGAAGGAGAAAGACACUGAGGUUUCUGAAGCUGAGGAGAAUGAUUAUGACCAUCCCCAGACAGGGCGGGCAAUAGAUUUCCUUGCUAAUGUCACCAGGCAGAACUUCACAGAUACAGGUGGAAUUGAUAAUCCAGUAUUUUCAGCCGAUGUUGAACAAAGCGCCACCAUGAGGUUUCCGCCUUGGCUGUCCUCCGAAGAGACGGUGGUGCCAUCUCCAAGGGCUCAAUCGCAGAUUCCGUACUCUCCAAACAACUUCCAGCGGCUGGCCCCCAUCCGGCUUAGCAAUAGAUCCGUAGAUUCCUUUUUGCAAGUUGACAACCCUGAAGAACGGGCCCGGGCCUUCCUCCCAGAUUCAACACACAUGUAA